Molecule: messenger RNA, 1975 nt
Organism: Phalaenopsis equestris
Lineage: Eukaryota; Viridiplantae; Streptophyta; Magnoliopsida; Asparagales; Orchidaceae
Product: protein DETOXIFICATION 42-like
Exons: 14
Coding region: 154-1824 (556 amino acids)
Biological process (GO): transmembrane transport
Cellular component (GO): membrane
Molecular function (GO): antiporter activity; xenobiotic transmembrane transporter activity
Source: RefSeq, a predicted model, not a curated record
UCCAUUCUGAUCGCAUAAUUCGGAGAAGAAAGGAGAAGAUAGGGAAGAAAGCUCAUUCAUGGCUUCUGCUGCUUAUUAUGGAAACAGUACUGCAGAUUAAUUUACUGAGACAGGAAAAGGGGGAUUUAUUAUUGUAUUUCAGUGAGUUCACUUAUGGAAAACAUCCUUGAUGCAUCAAAUAAAGUUCUUUCUGUCCAAGAUAAUCCACUAGAACAAACACAAAGAACACCACAUGUGGUGAAUGAGAGUGAGACUGCCACCAGCGAUGAAACUGCGGCAGCUAUUCCAAUCCUAUCAUUGCCAGGAACUUGGAGGAAGGUCGGAAUUUAUCUUUUCUUCAAGGAUAUUUGCUGCAUCUUCAAGUUAGAUGAGCUAGGGAGGGAGGUUGCAAGGAUUGCCAUCCCGGCUGCAAUGGCUCUAGCGGCUGAUCCUCUUGCUUCUUUGGUUGAUACUGCAUUUAUUGGCCGAUUAGGUUCGGUGGAGCUUGCUGCAGUAGGAGUUUCUAUUGCUAUUUUCAACCAAGUAUCAAAGGUUGCCAUUUAUCCUCUUGUUAGUGUCACAACAUCCUUUGUAGCAGAAGAAGAUGCUGUAUGUUGCAACAUCCUUGAAGAAAAAGGAAAUUUUGAUUUGGAAAAAGCUUCAGCUGUGAUAAAUAAAGCUGCUUUCAGUGAAGUUCCUGAUGCUCGGAUGAUCGGAUGCGACCUGCUAAAUAUCGUCAAUACGUGCAGUGAGCUAUCGACGACGACUAAAAAUAAGCGAAAAUUUGUUCCCUCGGUGUCAACAGCGUUGGUUGUUGGUGCUGUUCUAGGAAUCCUUCAGGCGAUCCUUCUCAUUGCUACUGCAAAAUUUGUUUUGCACUUAAUGGGAGUGAAAGGGGGUUCUCCAAUGCUUGCCCCUGCUAUGAGAUAUUUGACAUUGCGAUCCCUUGGCGCCCCUGCUGUACUCCUGUCUUUGGCCAUGCAAGGGGUUUUUCGUGGCUUUAAGGAUACAAAAACGCCUUUAUAUGCUACCAUGGCCGGAGAUCUGACCAACAUAAUUUUGGACCCAAUUCUGAUAUUUGUUUUCCAUAUGGGAAUCAGUGGUGCAGCCAUUGCACAUGUCAUAUCUCAGUACUUCAUCACCUUGAUACUGCUGUGCAAAUUAAUCAAAAAGGUGGAUAUUGUGCCACAAAGCAUCAAGUCUUUUAAAUUUGCUAGAUUUCUCAGAUGCGGAUUUUUGCUGCUAGCAAGGGUAAUUGCAGUGACAUUUUGUGUGACACUAGCGGCAUCUCUUGCUGCUCACCAUGGACCAACUCCCAUGGCUGCUUUCCAAAUCUGUCUGCAAGUUUGGUUAUCUACAUCACUCCUUGCUGAUGGAUUGGCUGUUGCUGGUCAGGCUAUAUUGGCUAGUGCAUUUGCCAUGGGAGAUCUUCCAAAAGUAGUGGCAGCAACAUCUCGUGUCUUGCAAUUAAGUAUUGUGCUUGGCUUGGUCCUGUCUGGCUUGCUCGGCGUUGGUUUGGGUUUCGGCUCGGGAAUAUUCACAAAAGAUCGCAAUGUGAUAAAACAAGUUCACAAAGCCAUCCCAUUUGUUGCUGGUACCCAAACAAUAAACUCUUUGGCUUUCGUCUUUGAUGGCAUAAACUUUGGAGCUUCAGAUUACACUUUCUCUGCGUAUUCAAUGGUUGCAGUAGCUGCUGUGAGCAUUCCAUCUUUGAUAUUUCUGUCAAAUAGCUAUGAUUUUGUCGGAAUAUGGAUUGCGCUAACAAUUUACAUGAGCCUGCGAACUUUUGCUAGUCUUUGGAGGAUGGGCUCAGCAACCGGACCCUGGACUUUUAUUCGGAAAUAAAUUAUUUAAGGAAUUGGUUGUACCCAAUGUAUGGAGCUCCAAUUUAUCUGAGAUUUGUGUCCAUUAUUUAAAAUGUCUAGCAUGAAAAUUAAUUGUCUUUAUAAUUUGUAGCAAAAAAUAGUAUGUUUUAUUAAAUAAUUGUUGUAAUUAA